Molecule: messenger RNA, 2241 nt
Organism: Chironomus riparius
Lineage: Eukaryota; Metazoa; Arthropoda; Insecta; Diptera; Chironomidae
Source: the annotation of a GenBank genome assembly
AUGUUAUUGUUACUGCUAUCAGUCAUUGCAUUUAAUGUCAUCAAUGCAUCUAAUCCGGUGAUUGAUCUGAACUGCAAAACGAUGCGAAAAACAAUUUGUUACAACAAUAAUCUUGAAAUACUCGAGCAAAGCAUGCAAAUUCAGAAGAAUGACAAGACUAAGUACGAAACUUUGUUCAUUAAUGAAGCUAACGUUGAGUUCCUGCCGAUUAUUAUUGCAACUACAUUUCCUGAUAUUAAGGUUUUAAAAGUCAUCGGUUCAUCACUUAAAAGUAUUGAAAAAUCAAAUUUUGAGGGACUUGAGAAGGUCGUGGAAGUGAAUUUAGAGAAAAAUUUAAUAUCAAACUUGCCUGCGAAUGUUUUUGAGCCACUAAAAAAUAUCAAAAAGAUUAAUUUAAAUUCAAAUAAAAUUUCAUCAUUUCCGUCAAAGAUAUUUGCAAGCAACACGAAAUUGAUGUCAAUUACCGCCGUUGGUAAUGUGAUAAGCUUCAUAUCUGAUCAAGCAUUUAAGAAUUUAGCUAAUUUGAAGCUUCUUUUCAUUUCAAAUAAUCAAAUUGAGGAUCUACGAAGUGGAACUUUUGAUGAUUGUGUCGAGUUGAAAAUUCUUUCAAUCCACAAUAAUAGAUUAAGGCAUGUGCCUGAAAAUAUCUUCAAUAAAAACACAAAUUUAGAAAUCUCUCAGAAACAUUUUGUCAACAAUACUUGCAUUGAUGAGUUUGUAAAAAAAGAAACAAUAGACACAAUUGGUGACCUAAAGAGAGCAUUUAAGGAACACUGCAAGCCACUUUGUUAUGAUGAAAUGGAAGAAUUGAAGGAGAAUGUGAAAGAUUUGAAUGAAAAAUGGGGCGAAGCUAAUGAGACGAUAGAUGAUUUUAAAGCCAAUUUGAAUAAUAUAAAGCAAGAGCUUGGAACUACCAAUAGCAAGCUCGAAAAGUGUGAAAGUUCAAAAGUUAAGCUUAAUCUUGAAAUGGAUAAAUUUAAAUAUGAAACUACAAAAUUAAAAUCAGAAAUUUCAAACCUAAACUUGGAAGUCCAAGAGAAGGAAAAUUCAAUCACAAAUUUGACAAAAUCUGAAGAAGAUCUCAAGUCAACUAUAGAAAAUUGCGACCAAAAGAUAAUAAAAUUAAAUUCAACGAUCGAAACUCAAUUAAUUGAAAUUGAAAGCUGCAAAAAAGAUAAAGAAGUUUAUUCAAAAUUAUUCAUUGUUGAAGCCACAAAAUCUUCAAAUUUCACAACAGACAUAAAUGAUUGUAAGAGUCAAGCUGAGAAUCUCACAAAUGAGUUAAAAAUUACAAAAGAAUUGAUUGAGAAAAAUGAUAAAAUUUUACUAGAGACCAAAAAAGAAUUAAAUAUUAGAAAUUUAGCUUUAAUUGGUAUGGAAAAUUUGAAUAAGGGUCCGUGUAAUGAAAAUGAGUUUUCAUGCAGAUCUGAGCUAAAUGAGCUUAAAAUACAAAACCAAAACUUUACACAGCUACUUAAUAGGCUACAAGAGUCAAAAAUCACGCAAAAUCCAGAAGCUCCAUUUACCAUCAACUGUAAAGUUGAAAAAGUCAGUGAAUACUUAACAUGUCAUGUGAUUGAUGUCAAAGCUACGUCACGUGAUACAAAAAUUUAUGAUAUUCUAGAAAAUUCAAGCCUAAACAAUGUUAAUGGACUCGAUUUUACUGACAGCAAAUUCAUUGAUUUUCCAGCUGAGUUGACAAAAAGAUUUGAAAACUUCAGAUUUUUUAAAUCUUCAGAUUCCGUGUUUUUAAAUUUUAAUGAAAAUAUUUGCGAAUAUUCGAACAAAAUUGAAGAAUUUUUGGUAACAUCGUCAGAUCUUGGAUGGUCUAUUACGCUUGACAACUGCAAAUCACUCAAAUCCUUACAAAUUGAAAAUUCUGGAAUUCGAGAAGUUUCAGCGAAAAAUUCAAUAUUUUCAUUAAUCAAAAUUAAUUUAAAUGGAAAUAAAAUUAAUAAAAUUUCAAAAGAAUUUUUCAGCAAUUUUGAAAAUCUAAAGAGUAUCCAGCUGGCCAACAAUAAAAUUGAGUCAAUCGAUGGAAAUGUUUUUGAUGGAAAUAAUGCACUUGAAACUAUUAAUUUGUCUGAAAAUCCAAUUCGUAAAAUUAAUGGACAGAUUUUUACAAACAACAGACAACUUGCAACAAUCUUUAUGAAGAAUUCUGGUUGCAUAAAUGAUGAUGCCAUUGGGAGGAGUAAGAUUGAAAAGAUUAAAAACAAUUUAUUGACAAAAUGUGUCUGA